UCGUGGGGAGCGGUUGGCCUGCGGGCGGUACCAUUGUUCACUGAGGGGAGGGGGGGCAGUGGGAGUUCGAGAUGUCAGUUGCAGUACAACAAAAGGUGGAAGGUGUGCAGACAAAAAACGUUUCGGAAAAUGCUAGACGGCGUCGCCGUUUCGUUUGUGAAUGGUUAAAAGCAGCGCAGAGCAAUCUCUCCAACAACAAUGAGUCGGUUGUUAACCUCUCAACCCCUCACAGGUGCAACUUGUUGCCCAGUGGACAUGAAUGAGUUAAUCAUGGGAUGACAAAAAUAUACAAUUAAGCAGUCUACAUUUAUAUGAUGGCCAAGUCGGAUGUUUUAUGUGGAUACCCUGGUUAGCGUGCUGUAAUAAUUUAAAUGUCUGAAUGUAAUGAUGUUGCUUUUCUUUCUCUAUAUACAGGAGGUCCAUGAGCUGCUGGGCAACUAUGACUUGAAGUACUGCUUUGUUGACAAAUACAAGGGCACAGCCUUUGUGACACUGCUCAAUGGAGAACAGGCGCAGUGUGCCAUCAAAGACUUCCACCAGCAUGUGCUGCGGGACCGGGAGAUCUCCGUGCAGCUGCAGCCGACAGACGCCCUGCUGUGCAUCGCCAACCUGCCCCGCGCUUUCACCCAGCAGCAGUUCGAGGAGCUGGUGCGUCCCUUCGGUAACCUGGAGCGCUGCUUCCUGGUGUACAGCGCCUCCACGGGCCACUCCAAGGGCUACGGUUUCGUGGAGUACAUGAAGAAGGACUCUGCUGCCCGGGCCAAGUCGGAGCUGUUGGGAAAGCAGCUUGGCUCCCGCAUGCUGUACGUCCACUGGACCGAGGUGGGCUCCCUCACGUAUCCGCUCCUGCACUCUAAAUGCCUGUGUGCUGACCGCCUGCCCCCGAGCCUGCAGACCGCCCAAGACCUCCGCAACGCCCUGGCUGACACCCAUACGCCCGUCUUCUGCCAGUUGGCUCAGGGACAAGAUGCGAGUUUCCGGCGGUUUACCGUGUUGGAGUUUGCCUCCGCUGAGAUGGCCGAGGACGCUCAGCGACUCGCGGACGGCAGGUUGCUGGGCGGGACGCACAUCAGGGUGUCCUUCUGUGCCCCCGGCCCUCCUGGAAGAAGCAUGUUGGCUGCUCUGAUUGCUGCCCAAACCAUGGCUGUCAACAGGGGUAAAGGUCUCCUCCCCGACCCUACAGCCAUGCAGAUUCUCACAGGCCUCAACAACCCCGCCACCCUCAAGAUGCUCCUCAACCCACUGUCACAGGGACCCAAACAAGGCCUCCUCGGGGCAGCCCCUACGAUGCCCCUGCUGGCCAACCCCGCCCUCUCCGCCGCCCUGCUGCAACUGCUCCUUCAGAACCAGGCCAAGGCCCAGCAGCAGGCAGGACUCAUCGGGGAGAAUCCUCUGGCUGUCCAGCAGGGAGUCCAUCUGCUCGGAGACCUGCCCCAAGGUGGUGUAGUCCCGGGUCUUGAUCCCUUGGCCCCACUAAAGCCAAUGCAACUUGGCAGAGCGCUGAGGGAGCAGGAGUCUCCCACAGUGAUGUGCUCCUUCCCCCAGACUUCCUCUCCUGCUCUGCAGGGCCUCUCCAUGCCCCUGAUGGGUGGCAUGAUGGGGGCAGAUGGCCUCACAGCGCAGGGGGCAUCCAUACUGGGAGAUCCUCCCAAAGAUGGGAACCAUCCUCGGAGUGCCUUCAUCGGUGUCGACAAUGUUUUCCCCUCAGGAGGAAGCUGCAGACCUCACCCCUACAAAAAGAGGCCCACACUAAGUAAUGUGUCUAACCAGCACACGCACCAGAGCAUUCAGGCCAACUACAACCUGCGCUACCAGGAUUCCUACAGCCCAGAAUAUCCUCCUCUACACCAGGAUCCUCUGGUCCACUUGUAUGAGCAGCAGGAGAACCUUAGUGCUGAAUCCCUGGCAGGAUUCGGUCAGCAGCUCUCUCGUCAGCCCGACUACAGUGAGCGUUUCCCCAGCUACAGUUACCCUCCCAGUGAACCCAUGUCCUCCUACUUCAGCUCAGAGCCCGAGGCCUCCAGUAACGGUGGCCUCGCUACCACCCAUCUCAACCGGGCUGUGGGAAUGCCUCCUGUGAGCCACACCCCCAACUACCCACCAGGCCUGGGGAAUGCUGUGAAGACUCCCAUCGGUAGCCACAAGCGUUUGUUCAACCGGCUGAUCCCGUCCCCGGAGCCGAGCCCCGAGGGAGGCUAUGUGGGCCAGCACUCCCAGGGCCUCGGUGGUCACUACGCGGACUCCUACCUUAAGCGAAAGCGUAUAUUCUAACUGCAGCCGGAUGAGUAGCCUUCCAACAGCCAGGACACAAUGGCAUCAUCUCUGGUCUCUUCCAAUGAACUGCAUGGCAUGGUGGUCCUUGGAUUGGUAUGUGUACUCCUGGUAGUGACCCCUGGGGGGUGCCGCGGAGCACAGCCUGUUGCUAUCUGGACAGUUGUCACUCCAUUGGAAUUCUUGGUGGUUGUAUUUUUUUUCUGUCGUGUGUGUGUGUGUGUGUGUGUGUGUGUGUAUAUAUGAUUUUAGUGUGUUGGUAAAUUAAGUUUUUACUUUUUUUUAAUUUUUUUUAAUUUUUAUUUUUUUUAAUUUUAUUUGCCCUUUUCAUUUCCUGUUGAAAAACUUGUACAGUGAGAAAAAAAUGGUUAAUAAGCAGAUGAAGUAUUUCCUCUUAAGCCUUUUUUUUUUUUUUUUUUUUAAUAUUCCUGUGUUGAGUGGUGUAUCAGCAGAGCUACGGAUAGUUUGGCCACAUUUCAAUAGCAGCCGUAGGCUGCUUCUAUAAUGUUUGAUGUCCCACUAAAGUGAUGCUGUCGACAACUUCAGGCAUAGUGUUAAAAACAAGCUUUACUUUAAAGGCUCUACUUUUUUAAAUGGCCCUCCUAAUUCAUGUAAAAAGUUCGGUAGUUUGUAUAAUGAGAUGGUGUUCUGGUGUCUCUCUCCCCCCCCCUUUUACACAGGGUUGUUAAUUUAGCUGUAUGGCCUCUCCUCAUUGCUUGACAUGCAGCUUUCCAUCCACCAAUGACGGCUGUAUGUCCCUGGCUGUGUAUCAUGAAGCUUUCUACCACUCUUACCUUUUCCACGUCGUUUGUCUUUUGAUCCACACCCUCCAGCUUGUUCGCGGAGGCGGUUCUUCUACACUGGUUGUUAAGUGAUGCACUUGGAGGUCACGAUCCUAAUCUGUUCUCACCUCUUUGUAAAAUGCCUCCUCUCACUCAGAUGUUCAGGAGUUGAAUAUUUUCUGUGUUUAUGUGAGUUCUGUUUGCUAAGUUUAAAUUUUUGAAUGUCUUGAGGUCCAAACGCCUCACCUGACUGGUGGGGGUCGGGUGGUGGACAUGUGCCAUCUCUGGAGUCUGGGGAAGUACUAGUGGCAGGUGAUUGGUCGGUGACAUUUUUCUUUUUUCUUAUUAUCUGGUUGACAGUUUGAUUGUGAAAACCCAUUACCUCUGACGUCUGCUAGGAAAUGCAGCUACACUUGAGCCGUGAGUGUUCUCUGUGAUCUCAUCCUGCCCUGUGUUGGCUUCCAUCUACAUUUACCGUUUCUGUGUUCUUUGCCGUGUAAAUAGUUGAGCUUGAUCAUUUUUCCUGAGUCCAAACCGUUUUUGUUUUCUUUAAUCAUACCUGCCUCUGGUCUGGUGUUUUGAAUGGAUUUGCUGCUCCUCGUGUUUUUGCCUGUAUGCUUGGACAACUGAUGUGACGCCACAGCCGACGGCUCGUGUUGUGUACGGACCAAGAGAUGCAGCCGUGCUGUAUGAUGAUCAUUCAUUGUGAACUGCCAUCUUCUCCUCUGUACCUCCAUAGUUGUCUCUGUACGUGCGAGUGUGUGACGUGAGCAAGUAAAUGUUAUUUAAACUCA
Molecule: messenger RNA, 3847 nt
Organism: Anarrhichthys ocellatus (wolf-eel)
Lineage: Eukaryota; Metazoa; Chordata; Actinopteri; Perciformes; Anarhichadidae
Gene: raver1
Product: ribonucleoprotein, PTB-binding 1
Exons: 13
Coding region: 385-2271 (628 amino acids)
Molecular function (GO): RNA binding
Source: RefSeq, a predicted model, not a curated record